Messenger RNA from Wasmannia auropunctata (little fire ant), 1203 nucleotides. RefSeq lists its product as uncharacterized. The record is from RefSeq and is a predicted model, not a curated record. The transcript is spliced from 2 exons. Gene Ontology annotation, cellular component: membrane. Lineage: Eukaryota; Metazoa; Arthropoda; Insecta; Hymenoptera; Formicidae. The coding region runs from base 735 to 1148 and encodes 137 amino acids. Gene Ontology annotation, molecular function: growth factor activity.
UGAGAGAAUUCUGAUCGCGCAGAGCUUGGCGAUCGUUUCAGUGGGUAUCUCUUCAGUGCAAGCAUCGUGAAGAUCGAAGAACAGAUCGAAGAGAAUUGGCCUUUGGAAAAAAAUCGAUUGCGUAUUAAAUUUAUCGGAAUAGUUAAUUAAAUAUUUCUGCGGAAGAGAAGAGAUAUUUCUGGGAAUAAAACCUUGGCUGGAAGAAAAAAUGGAAGUGUGUUAAGAUUAAUUUAGCUGAGAUGAAUGUUGUGUUUCGAACCGACUGAAAAAAAGAUUAAUCUUUUCUUGCUAUUUAAAGAAAAUUUGAGCUUUCACUUUCUGGGAUUCCAUACUUUAUUCACUCUUCGAUCCAAAGUGAAAAAGAUUCAAAAAUCUUAGAGAUCUAACGAUUUCUAACACUUGAAGUAUUUCUGAAGUUGCUGUAUUUUAAUUUGUGCUUAAUUUAAAAAGACUAUUUUGCUAAUAAAAUUAUAUAUUCGGUUCUCUUGAAAGAAUAUAUAAUAAAUCGAUGAAAUAAAUUGAAGAACAUUUGGAAAAUGUUGUGAUCGCCAUUCAAGAAACUUGGUUUUAUUGAGCAACGAUCGAGCAUUAUUGAUUAGUUUAAAAAGUGUGUUUUGUUUUAUAAAUAUAUUACCAGUAAUCACGAAUAAAUUUACUAACUUAUAUUUAUUGUUAUUAAAAAAUACUCAAGUGACUUAACAACUUGUCCACUUCGAGAACUUUACAUUUCGAAGAUGACGAAAUUUUUGCUAUUGGUAAUCUGCAUUCAAUUUGCAUUAACUGUUGUCGGCAGGCAUCACAGGGAUAGCGAUUUUUUGAGCCACGUGCAGAUGGUGCACCAAUUUCAAUGUUCGCUGCCCCAACCAAGAGCGAUCGCAGUGGAGGAUCUCUUGACCGUGGGACUUGGGCCUGAUGAAGCUUUCUAUCCCGCAUCCACGGUUCUGAAACGCUGCGCCGGAUCAGGCUGUUGCCCUGAUUCCAAGCAAAUCUGUGCCCCGACGGAAACCAGGAACGUUAGCCUCGUCUUCAUGGUCAGGCAUCGCAUCGAUCAACAACGAGAUCGUCAUCAUGAAGUCAUCCAUGCUGUGGAGCACACCAAAUGCGCCUGCCUGGAUAAAAUUCUGGCCAUAAAAAAUUCUAGGUUUUAAAAGAAAGAAUUUUGAAGCAACUGAUAAAUUAAAAUGAUGAUUAUUUUAUUCGAAA